AUGAAAACCAUCACCAGGAACCACGGCCAGCUCUGCAGGAGAAGGCAGGCGGCGGGGCACCCCAAGGCCGCAGGAGCGCCCAGACCCCACGCUCAGAGAGCCGCAGAGGCUGCAGGACACCACGCAGGCCCUAGGACCCGGGGCGGCAAUGGCCAGCACCCCCAGAGAGCCAGAGACACACCCCAGAUGGGCGGGGCAGGAAGGCCCGCCGCCCAACGCAGACGACCCAAGGGGCCAGCCGCGGGGGCCCGGCACCGCCCCUGGGGAGAGGACCAGCACCGCACCGGACGGGCCCGCACCAGGUGCCGGCCACCGGCGGGUGCCGGAGCGGACGGUAGUGUGAGCCCACCCAGGCCCGGGCGGAUGAGGCAGGCAAGGAGGCGGCGAUGCCGCAAGGCACAUGCCCCCAGCGCACCGGGAACCAGGGGACCGCGAAGGGCCCCCCGCCCGAACCCCCUGGGACGGGCCCCGACCAACAUACAGGAGAGAGCGGCCCACCAUGAGCAGUCAAUCCCCCAUCAGGACCCCAUAACAGAGGGCCAAAAAACCACAGCCAGUCAGGAGGCAGAACUCCAGCAGGAACCCACAGAGCCCCCAGGGCGCCACCCGGCCCACCUGCCACAGCAGAACCCCCCCCCCCCCCCCCGCGGGUGGCACCCAGCCCCCGCACCAGGAGAAAGGAGCAGGGAGGGACGGGGGGAGGAGGAGCCCACCCACCCCGCACCACCAGUGGCGGCGGAAACAGCCCCCCAGGGCGGACCGGCCACGCCGCCCCAGGCCCAGGAAACACAAGGAGACCCCGCCACCCCCAGGCACACAGGGCGAGGAGUCCAGAUGCACCCGCCCCCCAGGGGAAAACCGCCUGGCCCUGCGAUCCUCCACAGAGCCAGGGAGCAGACCCGGAUUCAAGGGAGAGAGGGUGCACCUAACACAUGCUUAAGGCCUUGA
Molecule: messenger RNA, 948 nt
Organism: Epinephelus fuscoguttatus (brown-marbled grouper)
Lineage: Eukaryota; Metazoa; Chordata; Actinopteri; Perciformes; Serranidae
Product: proline-rich protein HaeIII subfamily 1-like
Exons: 1
Coding region: 1-948 (315 amino acids)
Source: RefSeq, a predicted model, not a curated record